AUGGAUGUCAAUAACCUCUUAGAUUAUCCAGGUGAAAGUGAUACAUGUUCAGAGGUCCAGAACUUAGAAGAAAUUGUGGAUACCAUCGGAAAAAACAAUGUUGAUGACGAAGUCGAAGAUGAUACUAUAACUUUGGAACAAGUUACGCGUAAGGAAGCACUUAUCGCAUCUAGAACUCUUCACAAUUUUAUGAUACAGUUCGAAAAGACAACACCGGAGCUCUUGGAUGCAAUAAGAAAAGAUGAAAGGAAAGAAAUUGGUGCAUCUAUCAAACGUGUUAGGCAAAUAAUGAAGUGGAAUUCUACCUACUUGAUGUUGGAUACUGCACAACAUUUUGAGAUUGUAUUUGAUAGGUAUGAUCUUGAUGAUAGUGGAUUGUCAACUUAUCUUGCUACUAAUGUUUGUGAAGCUGAUGGAAGUGUUGCAGGUGGACUUGAAAAUAUAGUUGAGCUUCAUAAUCAUUUAAAGAAAUGUAUGGAAAAUGAUGAUCUUGCUUUAGCAAAAAUUGUAGAAAAGAUGAAGGAAAAAUUUGUUAAGUAUUGGGGUAUUCCUGAAAAAAUGAAUAAACUAUUUUUUAUAGCCUCAAUUUUAGAUCCUCGUAACAAUCUAGCAUAUGCGGGAGACGCACUUGAGGAUAUGUAUGGAGAGGAAAAAGGGAGUAAACUAAAAGAUGAAUUGGAGACUUACAUGAAAUCUUUAUUUGCAGAAUGUGAAGUUCUUGCCGAGAUGACUCGUGAUAUGUUGGCAAUAUUGAUUUCUAGUGUGGCAUCAGAAUGUGCAUUUAGUAUUGGAAAUCGUAUUAUUGAUUCAUUUAGGAGCUUGACUCUGAAAUUGGUGCAAGCUUUUGUGUGUCUUCAAGAUUGGUAUCGAAGUGAGCCUCUUCCCGUUAACGUUGAAGAAGAUUUUGAUGAUCUUAUGCGACUUGAACUUGGUAUAUUUUUGUGUUAUGCUUCUACUUAA
Solanum stenotomum is the source of this 960-nucleotide messenger RNA. RefSeq lists its product as uncharacterized. The coding region runs from base 1 to 960 and encodes 319 amino acids. Lineage: Eukaryota; Viridiplantae; Streptophyta; Magnoliopsida; Solanales; Solanaceae. The transcript is spliced from 5 exons. Gene Ontology annotation, molecular function: DNA binding; protein dimerization activity. The record is from RefSeq and is a predicted model, not a curated record.